CAGCAGAGAUCUCAAGAGUUUCGGAGCGCUCCAUCUUCAUCUUCUUCCCCGGGUGCCCCCUCCCCGGCUGGGACCGGGCACCCAGGCAUCUCGCCCGCAGGACUGGUUCGCAGACCGGAGGAUUUGCAAAUUGCCAAGAUGCUUUCUUCUAGUGACUGGAAAUCCAAUUCAUGGGAACUUAGCAUCCGUGUGGAUCAUCAGAUAAAAGAUGAGAUUAAACUUACAGUAUCUGGAGAUCUGCAUGUUGGUGGAGUGAUGCUCAAAUUAGUUGAGAAAAUUGAAGUAGCCCAAGAUUGGUCUGACUUUGCACUUUGGUGGGAACAGAAACAGUCCUGGCUUCUAAAAACACAUUGGACUCUGGACAAAUGUGGAGUGCAGGCAGAUGCUACCUUGAUCUUCACACCGCAGCAUAAAAUGCUACGUCUCGUUUUGCCAAACAUGAAGACCUUGAGACUUAAAGUCAGCUUCUCGUCAGAUGUCUUCAAGGCCGUCGGUGACAUCUGCAAAACCCUUAAUAUUAGGAGAUCAGAAGAGCUCUCUUUGUUAAAGCCAUCAGAAGAUUUUAAAAGGAAAAAGAAGAAAGAAAAGAGCAGCAAGGAGCCAGUAAUUGAAGAUAUUUUAAAUUUGAAUAAUUCUCCAACAAAUUCAGGAACCCCAACAACUCCUGGUUUGUAUAGUAAAACCCUGACACCCAUGUAUGAUCCGAACAGUGGAAUGCCUGCUUCUUCCACCAUUACGUGGUUCUGCGAUAGCCUUCUGACUGAACAAAACUGUAACAUUCUUGCCUGCAGUCAACCCAACUGCUCACCAGAGACGCUUGCUGAAAUGUACCACCCUCGGUCUCUGGUAGAAAAAGCGAAACUUAAUGCAGGGUGGCUUGACUCAUCCCGCUCACUUAUGGAACAGGGCAUUCAGGAGGAUGAGAAGUUGUGGUUACGCUUUAAAUACUUCAUGUUCUUUGACUUGAAUCCAAAAUACGAUGCCAUUCGAAUAAACCAGCUAUAUGAACAAGCCAAAUGGGCCAUUCUUCUAGAAGAAAUAGAGUGCACUGAGGAAGAGAUGCUCAUCUUUGCUGCCCUGCAGUAUCAUAUAAGCAAAAUGACAUUAGCAGCAGAAACACAGGAUUUCACAAAUGAAGGUGAAGUGGAUGAAGUAGAUGCUGCACUCUCUAAUUUAGAAGUUACACUAGAUGGUGGAAAAAACGAUGAUAUUCUGGAGGACAUUACAGAUAUACCGAGGCUUGCAGACUAUCUCAAGUUUUUUAGACCCAAAAGAUUAACAUUAAAAGCAUUCAAACAAUAUUGGUUUGUAUUUGGAGACACAUCGAUAACCUACUAUAAAAAUCAAGAUAAUGAAUUUGGAGAACCAGUUGAUAAGUUAAAUCUCAGAGGAUGUGAAGUGGUGCCUGAUGUCAAUGUAGCAGGAAAGAAAUUUGGGAUCAAGCUGAUGAUUCCUGUGGCUGAUGGAAUGAAUGAAGUGUGCCUGAGGUGUGGGGAUGAAGACCAGUAUGCUAGGUGGAUGGCUGCCUGCGUUCUUGCAUCCAAGGGGAAAACAAUGGCAGAUUGCUCUUAUCAGUCCGAGAUCCAAAACAUUCUCUCAUUCCUGCAGAUGAAAAACAGGAAUACCACUUCUCAGCCACUUUCUGAUCCUGAAAGUAUGGACAUGAAGCCAGAGUGCUUCGUGUCACGGUGUGCAAAAAAGCACAAAAAUAAACAAUUGGCAGCUCGCAUUCUGGAAGCUCACCACAAUGUGGCCCAGAUGCCUCUUGUGGAUGCCAAGAUGCGUUCAUUCAAGCGUGGCCAGUCCUUGCCUGAAUUUGGGAUGGCAUAUUACAUUGUCAGGUUUAAAGGAAGCAAGAAAGAUGAUCUUCUGGGAGUCUCAUAUAAUCGGUUAAUUAGGAUAGACACAGCCACAGGGGAUCCAAUUACAACAUGGAGAUUCUCAAAUAUGAAACAGUGGAAUGUAAACUGGGAAAUCGGUCAGGUUGCCAUUGAGUUUGACCAAAAUGUGUCUAUCGCUUUCUCCUGCGUGAGCACGGAUUGCAAGGUAGUGCAUGAGUACAUCGGUGGCUACAUUUUCUUAUCCACCCGUUCCAAAGGCCAGAAUGAGACCAUUGAUGAAGAACUGUUCCAUCAAUUAACCGGAGGUCAAGAAAUGAAAUGAAGCUGACUUGAGUUGGCGUGGACAUCCAGAGUACCCCAAUAAGGAUGGACGCAGUGAUAACCUAACAUUCCGUCUGCCAAGCGUAUCUAUAGGUUACACAUCCUGAAAUACUUCAGUGGUAAAUAUUCUAAACAGAGUAAACACUACCGCCUCUCUCCCUACAAUACCUGAGUCUAACCUCUGCUGAACUUUCAUCAGCAUCCUCUGCCUGACCAAGCUGGUGUUUCAGGUGUGAUAGAUUAAAAGAAUCUUGGAACUGGGCUUGAAGUUUUGGAGAGCAGGUCGCCUGGAGCACCGAAUCAGCAGAAAGAGGAAAGAUGAAAUAGAGCAAGAACUGACUACCAUCUGUGAAGCGAUGAGGGUAUUUGUUAAGUGCUUACUAUGUACCAAGCACUGUACCUUUGGAAUAUCACAAUGUUCUGAGCAGUUUGCAACAGGGCCAAUUUAGGUUUGGGGCAGAGUGAGAGUUUAUCCUGCCCAUCUUAAAAGAUGCAUUUCAUUUUCUAAAUAAAGCAGUAAAUCUAUCUA
This is a messenger RNA of Ornithorhynchus anatinus (platypus), 2691 nucleotides long. RefSeq names its product FERM domain containing kindlin 1 (gene FERMT1). Gene Ontology annotation, cellular component: focal adhesion. Gene Ontology annotation, molecular function: integrin binding. Gene Ontology annotation, biological process: integrin-mediated signaling pathway; cell-matrix adhesion. The record is from RefSeq and is a predicted model, not a curated record. Lineage: Eukaryota; Metazoa; Chordata; Mammalia; Monotremata; Ornithorhynchidae.